Molecule: messenger RNA, 696 nt
Organism: Hibiscus syriacus
Lineage: Eukaryota; Viridiplantae; Streptophyta; Magnoliopsida; Malvales; Malvaceae
Product: putative laccase-9
Exons: 4
Coding region: 67-579 (170 amino acids)
Molecular function (GO): copper ion binding; oxidoreductase activity
Source: RefSeq, a predicted model, not a curated record
UCAAUCAAAACCAAUAAAUAUUACAAAAACACGGGAGAACUGAAGAACACAGAUACAUAGAAAAAAAUGGGUUCUCAAAAGCAAGGGUUGAUGUGGUUAACAGGGCUCGUGUUCCUUAAUAUCCUUGUGUUAUCCAUGGCUGAUGUUCACCAUUACGAAUUCUUUUUGCAAGAAUCCAACUUUACAAAGCUGUGCAGCACGAAGAACAUCUUGACCGUAAAUGGCAGCUUCCCAGGACCUGAGAUUCGGGCUCGUAGAGGGGACACAGUUUUUGUCAAUGUCCACAAUCAAGGAAACACCGCUGUUUCCAUCAUGUGGGAAGGCAUUGAGGAUUCAAAUAAUGGUUCAAAUCAAUUAAUCCAGCCAGGGAGAAACUUCAAUUACGAGAUCGAAUUAGACGAUAAGAUAGGGACUCUAUGGUGGCACGCUACCAGUGCAUGGGCUAGAGCAACCGUCCACGGCGCCUUUAUCGUUCUGCCGGCAGCCAAUGAAGACUACCCUUUCCCUACGCCUGAUUCGGAUAAAACAAUUAUAAUCGGUAUAUAUAUAUAUAUAUAUAUGUAUGUACAUCAAUCUUAAACUGACUAUAAAAAUGAAGGUUGGUUCAAGGAAAAUGAGAAACAAAGAAUACAACAACUAUGCAUAAAUACCAUUUAGGGAAUUGGGUUUGGAAAAUGCAUCAUCUGUAUUGCCACA